Molecule: messenger RNA, 1369 nt
Organism: Schistosoma mattheei
Lineage: Eukaryota; Metazoa; Platyhelminthes; Trematoda; Strigeidida; Schistosomatidae
Source: the annotation of a GenBank genome assembly
CUGAUGAAUAAACACUCUCAUACAAGCAUACACACUAGGUAUAACUACUUGUUAGCUAGUUAGUUAGCUGAAUCAAACUUAAGUUUUAAAUGAUUAUAAAGAAUUAUUCAUUUCAUUACUGAUUUACAAUAACCCUAACAAAAGACUAUUCUCUCUUAUUGUCAAGAGAGUUUUCAGUUGUUUUUUUUUAACUUUUAACAUUAAAACGUAACAUUAAAAGAUAAAAAAAUAUUUUCUGGAAAAAACGGUAUUUCGUAUCAACCGAUAAAAUUAUUUUAAUGAAAAUAAACUUAGACCCUCCUGCCCCCCCCUUAAAUACUAAUUCACAGAUUUUCCCAUUGAAGUUAACAACAACAACAAUAAUAAUAAUAAUCUACGUUUAACUAAAUUCAUUGUAAAGAAAAUGCCCUGUUUAUGGAUUAUAUGUAACUUUUCUAUUGUAAAUAAUUCAUAUCGAACACUUCCAACAAGAAAAUAUCGUCUGUUUUUCACCCACAGCGUUUAAUAAUCAUCAAAGUGUUUUGCACAAUUAUGACUGUUUAUUACAUACUACUGUUAAAAUGAUAAAAUUUAGUAGUAACAACUUAUCAAUACACGAUAAUAGUAUUUCCAUAAUCAAGAACAAAAUUCUAUUCAGUACACUAACACACACACACACACAUACAUACAUAAACACCAGGAACAUAAAGAAAAAAAGGUUUCAAUUAUUGAUAACCAUUGUAAAACGUCAUUUAAUGUUCCAUGCAAUGUGUUUCUUUAAAAGAUAAUUACUAUUAAACUAUUUAUGAAAAUCGAAAAAAACGAUGGAUGAAGCAAUAAAUGAGUAAAUCUAUAGGAUAUCCUAUUGUGAUCUAAACGCAUUUAUUGAUUAAUCAUGUCCAGUUAUCGUUGGCCACCAGUUCCUACAUCUGGACUUAAAUCACGAGAUCGACAAGUUGGGUUCGAUCGUGAAGGUAGACUAUUGAUGUAUGCUUGCUUUGCUCAAUGUCAAACAUUGAAAAAUAAUCCAGAAGAUGUUGUUUGUCAUAUGGUUUAUCUUAUCGAACAUGCAAAACGAAGUAUACAAACCUCAGUGAAUACAUUGGUAUUUAUUAUUGAUUGUACAGUCAACUUUACAUAUUGCACUAUAGAAAGUCUGGAAGCACUGGACGGUCAUGUCAUCCUAGUAUGGGUCUGCUUAGGAGUGUGCAUUCAAAACCCACAUACAAAUAUUAUGGAUUGUUUAAAUAAAACAUUAAAACAAGUUAAAAUUCAAUCAUUCUAUAAUGGUAAAUAUAUUAAACCAAAUAUAGAAGAAUUACAAGCAUAUGGAGUUGAUAUCAAUGAUAAUCUAUCUGAAAUUAGUGGACGAUCUGAAGAAGAAGAAUAA